UCGCUAAUUACCGUGCGCCUUGUUAGUUGUGUUAUCUCAUCGAGCAACCUCACCUCGUGUCAGCCACGCCACGUAUUUGCGUAAUCACUCCAACGGGAACCCCGAUUCCGUACACAGAGAGGAUGAAGAUGUUACUGGGACUAGUAACGUUGAGCGUGGUGGUGGUGGCCAUUUUGGGAGCACCGCUGGAUGACUCCCGGACUGCUGAGAUCCUGCGGUACGACAGUGAAAACAUUGGCAUCGAUGGAUACCGCUUCGAAUUCGAAACCAGCGAUGGUACGGCUCGCCGCGAGGAAGCGGAACUGCGCAAUGCCGGCACCGAGAACGAGGCGAUCGUCGUCCGGGGCUCCUACUCCUAUACCGGGCCCGAUGGUACGGUGUACGUGAUCAACUACGUUGCGGACGAGAACGGAUUCCAGCCGGAAGGAGCCCACAUCCCAAAGUGAUCUCCCGUGAACCUCUCCGAAGACUCCAGCGAUCCGCAAGUCCUGCGAGCCAUCCUGUUACUAAUUGGAUAAAUGAGAAUAUCAAAAACAUUCUCUCAAAUCUGUUACCAA
This is a messenger RNA of Anopheles darlingi, 557 nucleotides long. Its product is annotated as flexible cuticle protein 12-like. NCBI's taxonomy places the organism in Eukaryota, Metazoa, Arthropoda, Insecta, Diptera, Culicidae. The transcript is spliced from 3 exons. The record is from RefSeq and is a predicted model, not a curated record. Gene Ontology annotation, cellular component: chitin-based extracellular matrix. Gene Ontology annotation, molecular function: structural constituent of chitin-based larval cuticle. Bases 123 to 446 code for a protein of 107 amino acids.